Cylicocyclus nassatus is the source of this 253-nucleotide messenger RNA. Lineage: Eukaryota; Metazoa; Nematoda; Chromadorea; Rhabditida; Strongylidae. The record is from the annotation of a GenBank genome assembly.
UCACUUUCAGGAACAUGAAGUUUAUUAUUGUUGUUCUCUACCUUAUACUGUUUUGUCCGCUAGCUUUUAGUGGACUAGCACCAUGCCAAGCCCGUACAACAAAUGUCUAUCUCAACAGCGUGGCCUGCAUCGAAUUUUGUAGAAGAAUGGGCGGGAGAAGUGGAAGCUGCGAUUCUGGCAUAUGCGUUUGCAGAGGAUAGUUAUGGAGGAAGUUCUCUUGUAGAAUGACUUCGAAUAAAGCAUUUUUAACGUU